Messenger RNA from Daldinia vernicosa, 2352 nucleotides. RefSeq names its product WD40 repeat-like protein. Gene Ontology annotation, cellular component: elongator holoenzyme complex. The coding region runs from base 1 to 2352 and encodes 783 amino acids. Lineage: Eukaryota; Fungi; Ascomycota; Sordariomycetes; Xylariales; Hypoxylaceae. Gene Ontology annotation, biological process: tRNA wobble uridine modification. Gene Ontology annotation, molecular function: protein binding. The record is from RefSeq and is a predicted model, not a curated record. The transcript has 2 exons.
AUGGAGAAUUACCAAGUCGGCGUAGAUUACCUCUCCGCUGGUGCCAAUAGGCACACUGCUGUAGCAGAUUGGAACGAAGAUGGGAUUGUGGCUUACGGAGCUGACUCAUAUAUCGCUCUCUGGCGACCCCAUGAUUCGCAACCAAGAGGUGUGACCAACCUCAUCUCCGGACAUAGUGGUGCCGUUAAGGCUGUCAGCUUUCUCCCCAAACUUGACGGGGAGUCUAAAACUUAUUUGCUCAGUGGUGCCGAUGACCAGAGCCUGAAAGUCUGGGAACUCUCAUCCGAUGGCUCUGGUAUCACUACCGCAUCUUGCAUCCAGACCGCGCAGGGCCACACGGCUGCAAUUAAUUUUAUAGCAGCUUGUCAUGAAGGAGCAUUAGCAACUUCGACGUCGAGGAUAUUUGCUACGGGAGCAGCAGAUGCCUCGAUAAAAGUCUGGGCUCUGGAAGAAGGGAAUGUUCGCUUGCUACAAACGAUUAAGACUACUCCGAAAUUCUUCCCUCUUUCAAUAGCUCUAAGUACGCUUAGACGGGACGGUGAGGCUUUAGUCCUAGCCGUAGCGGGAACUAGAGACAUCGUCCAAAUCUUUGUGGCAAGUUCUAGAAAUAACCCCGAGUUCCAGCUUCAGGCGACCUUGUCAGGCCAUGAGGGUUGGAUUCGGUCAUUAGACUUUACAUGGGAGGGAACUAGUCCCGAUAGCGAUCUGAUAUUAGCAUCGGCGAGCCAGGAUAAGUAUAUUCGCCUCUGGCGGUUUCAUCAGGGUAAAGAGUUGCCCACUGCAACUGCAAAUGGAGCUGAUCCGUCUAUGGGCGCAUUCAUGCCGGGCAGGUCUCCUUCAAACAAGGCCCAUAGACUGAAAACCGUAGAAAAGGACUAUUCUAUUACGUUCGAAGCUCUAUUACUAGGGCACGAUGAUUGGAUUUAUAGUGCUAGAUGGUACUCGGAUCCAUCUACCGGAAAACUCCAACUCCUUUCUACGUCCGCAGAUAAUACACUGGCUAUAUGGGAGGCGGACCCUUCAUCGGGGAUCUGGGUUACAACUGUACGACUCGGUGAGAUCAGCAGGGAGCAGGGUGCCACUACAGCAACGGGAAGCACAGGUGGUUUCUGGACGGGACUUUGGUCACCGGAUGGAACUUCGGUCGUGUGCCUCGGGAGGACCGGUAGUUGGAGGUUGUGGGACUAUAAUAAGGAGCGAGAUCAAUGGAUCCCACACAUCGGUAUCACUGGCCACACAAGAGCCGUCACCGGCAUAGCAUGGUCAAAGAAUGGUGACUAUUUACUUUCUACGAGUGCAGACCAGACGACACGGUUACACGCGAGCUGGAACAGCGGACCUGGUAAAAAGACGUGGCAUGAGAUGGCGAGGCCGCAAAUCCACGGCUAUGAUCUCAACUGUAUCGACUCGCUUGGGAAUUCCAAGUUCGUCUCCGGCGCCGACGAGAAGCUGAUGCGUGUAUUCGACGAGCCAAAGGCGGUGGCAAAGCUACUAAGUAGGUUGUGUGACAUCGGCAAUGAAGACGUCGAGACUAUGCCCGACGCUGCCAACAUGCCGGUCCUCGGCCUCUCAAACAAGGCAAUCGAAGCUGUCGACGACGAUCUCGAAGUCCAAGCAGCCAAUCCCGAGGCGGACCGAGACGCCUUAGAUCCGGGGUCCACGGUCCGCAAAUCCGUAUUGGAUAUCGACCACCCGCCAUUCGAGGAUAGCCUCUCUCGGCACACCCUCUGGCCUGAAAUCGAAAAGCUCUACGGACACGGCUACGAGAUUUCGUGCCUGGCUGUAAGUCACGAUGGAACUUUGAUUGCUAGCGCAUGCAAAGCGAGCUCAAUCAACCAUGCCGUCAUCCGUUUAUUCGAGACGGAGAAGUGGACUGAAGUGAAACCACCAUUGACAGCCCAUUCCCUAACUACGACGCGACUACGAUUCUCUCCCGACGACAGGUACUUACUCAGCGUUGGGCGAGACAGGCAAUGGGCGGUUUUCGAGAGGGACAAUGAUAAUAAGCAGAGCUAUAAGAUGCUGCAGUCCAACCCCAAGGGACAUUCGAGGAUGAUCUUGGAUGCAGCAUGGGCUCCCUGGACCAAUCUAUUUGUGUUCGCUACAGCGGGUCGAGACAAGCAGGUGAAGAUAUGGCGACAAGCAUCGCCCGACUCCGCGGACUCGGGCAUCACCUGCGUAACUACUAUACCAGAAACUCAUCCGGUCACGGCUAUCGACUUUCUACAUGGUAACACAGAGAAUAACACCUUUCUCCUGGCCGUGGGCACAGAGAUUGGAAAUGUUUCGAUAUAUUCAAUCGAUGCGACGUCUCUUGGUGUAUCUUCAAAGUUGAGUUUAAAGCCAGAGUAA